UAUGAAUACAGCAAGGCUUGACCCUCAGAGGUAUGAGAAGGUGCCUAAAUUUACGAACAAUCAGAUCAAGACCAGCUCGUUGAUACAGCUGAGUAAGGGAAAUGACAAAUUGGCUAAGGCCCCAGGCGACUUUGUGAGAGGAGAGAGGAAAGAUGUUGUGUAUAAGGAUAAAGAUGGAGAGGAUAGGAAAAUGGGCGUAAAUGAGUUUGAUCCGAAUCAUUCUGAAUUUUAUGGAACUCCAGGAGGUGGAGUCGAAGGAAGAGUACCAAUUUCGCAAGUUCGAUAUCAUAAUCUUCCUGUGAUGCAUCGGCCAGUUCAAGGAAUAAAGGCAUAUAAGAAUCCAAACGGUGGGACAAAUAGGUUUAGAAGCAUAUAUGAACCGAAGCCAAUGCCACCAGAAAUGAAGCCUGGUCAAAAUCCAGAUUGGCUCUACACCAGAAAAAGAGGGUAUGCUCGUCCUUUGCUGUAUGAACCAAUGGAGAAAGCAAAGAGGACGAUUCCCUUAGCUGGAAAAUUAGCCACUACUUCCAUCUCUCGCUAUGAUAGAUACCAACUACCUGAGAACAACUUGCCUGUGAAUCCUCAAUACUCAGGUACGAUCGCUCCGAUAGGAAAUGGCUUUGCAGCGAACGUCCAUGCAAAUAUUACAAGAAGCAAGAAAUAUACUCAACUUCCUCUAAAUCAAAGAUACCUAUACAACAAUGAGACUGAUAUUGAGAAGAAGUUUUAUGAUGGUGAACUGGAAGCUCACAUUGCUUCCAAUAACGGGGUAAGAAAUGAGCAGUAUUAUAUCACUCCUUAUGCAGGGAGCCUUCCUGAAGAGAUCCAGAAGCAACUUCCUUCAUCUUCCAGGAACAUAUCAUCUCACGUCCCAUUAGAAUCACAGAUGAAGUUAGCAACACAUGGAAGAACUCGUAAUAAAGUAAAUCUAAAUGCCCAAAGGGUUGUUAAAAGUUAUCAAGAAAUCCCUCAGACUCAAAGCUUCGGAACAAAAAUAGAAACCAGGCGAGGUGAUAAGCAUCUCGAAAGCGAUUUGUUGAAAGGAUUUGAUGAUCCAGACAAGUACUCAAUUAAAUUCUAGUUU
Molecule: messenger RNA, 1084 nt
Organism: Moneuplotes crassus
Lineage: Eukaryota; Ciliophora; Spirotrichea; Euplotida; Euplotidae
Source: the annotation of a GenBank genome assembly